This is a messenger RNA of Symbiodinium sp. CCMP2456, 324 nucleotides long. Lineage: Eukaryota; Dinophyceae; Suessiales; Symbiodiniaceae. The record is from the annotation of a GenBank genome assembly.
AUGCUACGGCAGCGCGAUGAGAAGAUCGGUCUCCAGCUAGACAAGCUACUCCAGAAGGUUGGACCAAAGCUGAAGAAGGAGGCCACGGGGAUGCUUGUGGAUGAUGCUGGAGAGCAACUACCAGGCGACUUGCCGGCCUGGGCAGCCUGGCCUCGAGCGCGGUCUCUGCGCCUCGAGGCCUUGGCGGAGGAGUCGGAGGUUCCUAUCUACUGGGACCCGCCGGUGGUGAGCAAGUGCCGGAUGACCACCGAUUGCCCUAUGGAAGGGGUUCUGCUGCACGCUGAGGCCGAGCUCUCGGGCUGCGAUGCCUCGAGCUGCGGCUAG